Molecule: messenger RNA, 720 nt
Organism: Peniophora sp. CBMAI 1063
Lineage: Eukaryota; Fungi; Basidiomycota; Agaricomycetes; Russulales; Peniophoraceae
Source: the annotation of a GenBank genome assembly
AUGUCUUCCACCUCGAAAGCUCUCUUGCUCGUCUACACUGAGCCCGGCGCGAACGUCGAUGAGGCAGAUUUCAAUCACUGGUACGAUAAUGAACAUGUCCCCCUUCGUGCGAACAUCCCGGAGGUGUUCACAGGGGGUAUUUCCCGGAUCAAGUCUAUCGACGGCUCGAAGCCUGCCUUUGCCGCAAUCUACGAUGUCGAAUCGGCCGCGGCGCUGCAGAAGCCAGCAUACAGCAACCUCACAGAGACACGUAGCGAGCGGGAGCGCGAUAUAUUCGCGAGGAUCGGGGUUGUCGACAGGCGCGUCUAUGAGGCUUACGCUGGUCCGUCCAUCCCACCCUCGCCGCGAUUCGACGAGAACAAGGGAGGCGCGUACACUAUAGUGGUGGAGAAAGAGGUCCCAGGAGAGGCGGAGGAUGACUUCAAUAAGUGGUAUGACGAGGAACACAUUCCGCUGCUUUCGCGUAUUCCUGGUUGGCUGCGCAGUCGGCGCUUCGUCCUCGUAGAAGAGAGCGUCUUUGGCACAGACACGGGUCCGCACAAGCGCACCGGACGUCCGGCCAAGUACCUUGCCGUUCACGAGUGGGAGACAUCGAACGCAUCCGGGAAGUCAGACACUCCGGAAUAUAAGGAGGCGAUGGACACGGAAUGGAUGGUUAAGGUCAACAAGACGCUUAUCGCAAGGACCAAGCGUGAAUUUGAACUCCUCAGGGCGUGGUGA